AUGUUUUUGACACCGCAGAGGAUAUAUGUGCCCAUCUGUCUGAUGAUCCAGGACCUCUAUUCAGGAUGUUCUCAGCGACUGAUUCCCCCUCCACUUGCAUUCCCACGAUUCCAUCCUACAUCAGGUUAUAUUUACGAUCUUGGCCAGCCAAAUACUUUUGAACGAAUGAAGCAAGACGAUUUCAAGGAUAUGCGGGAACACAAUGUAUAUUACCCAUUUUCAGAUAGAGCCGAGUGGGAGCUUGCAAAAUUUCUUUGUGAGAACUUGAAUCAAGGGCAGAUCACUCGGUUUCUGAAGCUACUCUGGGUGGGUUCAGAGGCAAGACAGCCAUUGUCUUUCAAGAAUGCCAAGCAAAUCUUCACCUUCAUGGAGGCAUUACUGGUGACACCUAAGUGGAAGUGCGCGCCCAUUGAGACUGAUGGAUAUACAACUACCCAUCCUGUGAAUCUCAUUUGGCGAGAUGCCCUAGAAGUUGCGCACCACAUUUUUGGCAAUCCGAUUUUCGCCAACCACAUGGAAUAUGAUCCAUAUGAAAUACAAGACAACGGUGAGCGGGAAUAUGGAGAGUGGAUGUCAUGUGAACACGCAUUCGAAAUUCAGGCUGUGCCCAUUAUUCUUGCAUCCGACAAGACCCCAAUGCACCCAACGUUUCUGACAAUCAGGAAUAUUCACUCCGAAAUUCGCAUGAAGGCAACCACACACGCAUGGGCCUGCAUCACAUACAUUCUGACCCCAGAAUAUAUUGUAAACCAUGAUUUUUCAGGAGUAUUGGAAGUGUGCCUCUGGCAUCGGUGUAUGGAUAUGGUCCUCCAAAACCUAAAGGUCGCAGCUCAGGUGGGCGAAUUCAUGACAGACCCAAUGGGUUGCCGGCAUUACACAUUCACACCACUCAUUGCCCACAUCACCGAUCUUCCUGAGCAACUUAUGAUUGCAUAUCCCUGGAAGGUUCGGGAAUUUCUGGAGCAGGCAAAGCAACGUUCACUCAGUGGCAUCCAACUCCCAUAUUGGCGUGACUGGAGGUUUGCUGACCCUGCAAUCUUCCUCAUCCCCGAGCUACUCCACAUGUGCCACAAGUUUUUCUUUGAUCACGUAUUGAAGUGGUGCAAGGAGGUGAUAGGUGCUAAUGAGCUGGAUGCUCGAUUCCGCAGCCAGCAUAAACACAUUGGCAUGCGUCAUUUUGCCGAUGGUAUCUCUCACGUUAAUCAGAUGACUGGACGCGAACAUCGUGAUAUACAGCGAAGACUGGUCCCCACCAUCGUGGGCGUGACCUCCCCUGGAUUUGUCCGUGCAGUCCGUGCACUUGUAGACUUCAUAUAUAAAGCACAGGCCCCUACCUUUACCAACUCUUCCAUUGGCAGCAUGGUUGCCUCCCUCAAUGAGUUCCAUGCUCAUAAACACUUCAUCUUAGAGGCAGAGGCUCACACAGGAGCCUCCGGCCCAAUAGGUCAUUUCCAGAUUCCGAAACUCGAGCUGUUUAAUUCCUUUGCGCGUUCUAUCCGUAAAUCUGGCGCCAUCAUCCAACAUUCAGCAGAUGCCAGCGAACGGCUUCACCAAAGGGGCACAUUUACUCAGCAGGUUGUCAAUGUUGUUAAUCGUGAGGACAUGAUGCGACAGUUUGAUCUGUACACUCUCCUCCGUGAACAGGGGAUCUCUCUCGUUAACAUCAUGGAUGAAGAGUUCAAUGAAGUUGUGGAUACAGAUCCAACGUUCAGUCGGAUAGCGUGCAUCACACCACAGGAGAUGCAUCCUUUUCACGUUACGAUUGCUCUUGAUCUUGCUGAUAAGACUGCCAUCACUCUGGCUAAUCAGUAUCAUCUCCCUCAUUUUCAACAAAUGCUCGCACAAUUUCUUGAAGCUGUCGCCGGUCCUAACUCACACUUUCGUGGUCGCCUGCUCAAAGUUUGUAACAUCAUGCCAAGCCAGCAGGUUCAGGCCUAUCCGCCGUCUCCUUCCUAUCCUUACGGAAAUUGCGAUAUUGUCCUCCUUCAACCUCCAGGCCUUGAUCCGCAGUAUCCGCCAUACAUUGCUCAAGUCCAAAUGGUUUUCACACUCUCACCACGAGGCUCACAGCUGCCAGCCGAGCUGAUGGGCCCUUUUUUGUAUGUUGAGCUAUUUGAGAUAGCUGCGCCCCCUGAAGCUGAGCCACAUAUUGCCAUGUACCGAGUUCGUCGUUCAUUUUAUACUGCUCCUGAUGGUUCUCGCAUGCGGGUUGGGAGGAUUGUAUGCCUUAUCGAUGUCACUCAUGCUGUAGAACUCAUACCAGUCUAUGGGGUAACAUUGGAUUGCACUGUCACCUCCACAACAUCUCUUGAACUCUACAAUGACUUCUAUCUCAAUGCAUUCUCCGACAAAGAGUGGUACCACAUGCUACAUGCAGAUUAUGUCUAG
This is a messenger RNA of Suillus fuscotomentosus, 2388 nucleotides long. RefSeq lists its product as uncharacterized. The transcript has 11 exons. Lineage: Eukaryota; Fungi; Basidiomycota; Agaricomycetes; Boletales; Suillaceae. The coding region runs from base 1 to 2388 and encodes 795 amino acids. The record is from RefSeq and is a predicted model, not a curated record.